CAUCCAUAUCUCCUUUCCCCUUCACAUUUCUCUCUAAAAAAUUCACACAAAUCUCUCUCUUCUCUCGCGCUAUAUAUAAUGCUUCUGAAAGUUGCACCUGCUUCUGGGUUAUUGAAUUCCCAUGGGGAAACUCUGGGCCCUUUGUUUUCGGCUAUUCAUUCGCACAAGAGUUUCGUGGGGAGAAGUGGAAAUGGGUAUGUGAUAUGCGCAUCGAAACCGACAAGCAGCAAGCCUUUAACCGGUGUUAUUUUUGAGCCCUUUGAAGAGGUAAAGAAGGAGCACAUGCUUGUGCCCUCUGUUCCCCAAGCUUCGCUUGCUCGCCAAAAAUACGCCGAUGAGUGUGAGGCCGUUAUCAACGAACAAAUCAAUGUGGAGUAUAAUGUUUCGUAUGUCUAUCAUGCCAUGUUUGCCUACUUUGAUAGAGAUAACAUUGCUCUCAAGGGUCUUGCCAAGUUUUUCAAGGAGUCCAGUGAAGAGGAAAGACAGCAUGCUGAGAAAUUUAUGGAAUAUCAGAACAAGCGAGGUGGAAAAGUUAAGCUUCAGUCUAUUUUGAUGCCAGUUUCAGAGUUUGAUCAUCUUGAAAAGGGUGAUGCAUUAUAUGCUAUGGAACUUGCAUUGUCUUUGGAGAGGCUGACAAAUGAGAAGCUUCUAAACGUGCACGCUGUAGCCUUCCGAAACAAUGAUGUGCAGUUGGCUGACUUUAUUGACAGCGAGUUCUUGGCUGAGCAGGUGGAAUCCAUUAAGAAGAUAUCAGAAUAUGUUGCCCAGCUGAGAAGAGUAGGCAAAGGACAUGGAGUGUGGCACUUCGAUCAGAUGCUUCUCCAGGAAAAGCAAGCUGCCUGACUGAAGCUUAGUCUUAGCCCUCUUGGAGUGGUUUCUUGCAGAAUUAGUUUUCUAGAUUUUGCUAGAGAUUUUCGGAGUUUUAGCUUGUGUUGCAGCAGAUGAAUGUUAGUUCUAGUAUCUUGUGUCAACUUAGUCAAAGAUUUCAAAUUCUCGGUAGAUUCUGCUCUACAACUUUUAAGAUGGAACUCAAAUAAGAGCCUGUUUGAUAGAAUUUAUUUGAGAAUAAUGAGUUAUUGAAUAGUACUUUUUGGAAAA
This is a messenger RNA of Olea europaea var. sylvestris, 1098 nucleotides long. RefSeq names its product ferritin-2, chloroplastic-like. The transcript is spliced from 8 exons. Lineage: Eukaryota; Viridiplantae; Streptophyta; Magnoliopsida; Lamiales; Oleaceae. Gene Ontology annotation, molecular function: ferric iron binding; ferrous iron binding. The coding region runs from base 79 to 843 and encodes 254 amino acids. Gene Ontology annotation, biological process: iron ion transport; intracellular iron ion homeostasis. The record is from RefSeq and is a predicted model, not a curated record. Gene Ontology annotation, cellular component: cytoplasm.